Molecule: messenger RNA, 816 nt
Organism: Prorocentrum cordatum
Lineage: Eukaryota; Dinophyceae; Prorocentrales; Prorocentraceae
Source: the annotation of a GenBank genome assembly
GGCGCUGGCCGCGGUGCUGGCAGCAGCGGCGGGGCCGCCACUGCUCCACGGCCGACCCUUUGACGUCCCUGACGGGGUCGGUCCUCACCAUCGGCAUCUACACGGUCACGAAGAUCUCGCCGUUCUCGGGCUUGUGGGCGAUCCACCUCUUCGGAGUCUAUGACGACUACUUCUACCUAGGCGGCGAGAGUGACGGCACCUCCUUCACCAACACUGGGGCCACCUAUCUUGACGGUCCGACGUAUGAUGACAUGCAGGCCGUGGCUGGCCCUGAUUACUGCGUUUGGAAAGAUAUGGACCCUGAUAGGCAACGCGCACUUGAGCUCCAGCGUGAUCUCGAACGUGCCCUUCGCAGCUUCACGGGGCACUGGCUGGAGGACCCGCACGUCCUGGACGACGAUAGGGACGGGAUGCACUGGAGGCGGCACUGCGUGCCCUACGUUGCCAACUACCUGUCGCACCCGUUUCUGCGGCCGCUGGUCAUGGAGAAGGCCCAGCAGGAUGGGCAUGACAACCCUCACGUUGCUGCAGUUGAUAUGGCUAUCGACAUCUGCAGGCGCGCAUUCCGUGCUCGGCGGCGAGCGCGUUUCCACUACCAUGACUGGCUGCGGAGCCUCGAGGCCCUCGACCCCGAGGAGUACGACAACCAGCUUGCCCUCCACGCCGAGGCGAUGAUCAGGGAGCAGGAGAUCUUCGAUACUCGCGUGGAUCCUCGCCGCCCCGAUGGAGAGGAGGCCAGUUCUGCCUCGUCCUACACGGGCUGCUCUGACACGGUGACCGUCAGCGACUACGAGGGCAGCGAUCCUGACGACUCAG